Messenger RNA from Osmerus eperlanus (European smelt), 915 nucleotides. Its product is annotated as protein Bouncer-like. Lineage: Eukaryota; Metazoa; Chordata; Actinopteri; Osmeriformes; Osmeridae. Gene Ontology annotation, cellular component: membrane. The transcript has 3 exons. The record is from RefSeq and is a predicted model, not a curated record. Gene Ontology annotation, biological process: sperm-egg recognition. Bases 124 to 507 code for a protein of 127 amino acids.
CACCACAUUUCUCAUUCUGAAUCUGUCUUACUACGCCCAAUCCAUCCAUCUGGUCUUGUGGGAUAGUCUCUGAACACCAGUUGAUUAUUUGACUCGGCCGAUACUACUUCUACCAGGAUCAAGAUGAACAAAUUUCUGUGGGCCUGUGUGGCUGUUGUGGCUCUUGCUGUUGUGGCUGAGUCUCUGACCUGUAACACCUGCAGUGUUGGGAUCCUCAACACAUGUGUCUUCGGUUCUACGGCAACAUGCUCUGCCUCAGAGCCUAACUGCUACAAGGGUCAAGCAACGUUCAACGUCUCAUCAGUCGUCAACCUCUACACCAAGGGCUGCUUGGCCUCCUCGUCCUGCAACACCACCACGACUGGUAAUAUUCUGGGCGCUGGCUACACCGUGUCCAGGACCUGCUGCAGCACAGACCGCUGCAACGGAGCCAGCUCCAUCCAGCUUCCUCUGACAGCUGCCCUGGGCGCCGCCCUGGUGGCCUUGUGGAGCAGCCGAGCCUUCUAACCCAGCUCAGCCUCUUUCGGCUCAAACUGGUUCAACUUGAUUGAAGUGUGCAUUGUUUAUUCUGGUUGGUUAGCUUUUCAGCCAGCACCUCGCUGGCACCUUUAAACAACAUUCUUCUGUCUUGUUCUCUCCACCCAGUCAUUAUGGUGGGGUUGAUUAAAAAGUCACAAGCAUUAUAGCUCUUUGCUUCGUCACAUUAUGUAUAAUUCACAGUAAACUGUUCCUCACUGACAAUUACUGUAAAGGACUAUUUCUGUAUUUUGUGAACCAGUAUGUUACCAUUUAGCCUACAUAAUUCUUUGUUUGACAACAAUCAUUGAAAUAUUUCAAAUCUUUUAAAACAUAUACAUAGCCUGCACAGUGCUUUAUGUCUUUUAAUGGAAAGAUUAAAUAAGUAGAUGUUCUUAA